GAGGGGGAAAGGCAAAGUUGUUAGCAGUAAUGGCUAUACGUACACAUUCAAAAGAGAGACAGCUACAUCUACUCAAUGGAGGUGCGCAGUUAGAAACAAAAGUGUCAGCUGUGGUGCUACAGUGAUUCAAACUUCAAGCGGAUUUAAACAAGGCUUGCAGAGUCAUUCCCACGCAGCAAGUCAAAAUGCUGAGUUGAAAGCAAAGAUCAGCGCAGAACUACAAGAAAAGGCCCAACAACAGGUCUUUGAAGCAGCGUCUGUUCUUGUCGACCAGGUCAUGGUCGACAAUGCUGACCAAGCUGGGAUACCCGGCCAGGGAGCUCUAAUCAGAAGAGUCAACAGACUGAAGUCUAAGCUACGGCCCAGCGAACCAAAGGAUUUGGACUUUGAAUUGGCGAGAAGUCAUCUUCCGGAGGAAUUCCUGCUCAGGGACGUGAAGGUAUAUGCAGCAACAACAAUGAAGGGCAGGCACAUAUUGUUUGCGACAGACCACCAGCUGAAGCUCCUUGCAUCUGCAAGACGUUGGUACAUGGACGGCACAUUUAAAGUAGUCCAUGCACCAUUCAAGCAGCUUUUUUCGGUGCACGCAUUUGUCAGGUGCGGAGACAACAUCAAACAAGUUCCCCUGGCCUUCGCCCUCAUGACAAGUCGUUGCAGGACGGACUACAUGGCGGUCUUAACAGAGCUGAAAAAGGCACUGCCAAGAGAGAUCGAGUUGGAGGAGGGCGUUACUGAUUUUGAGGUAGGCCUAUGCCAGGCCUUUCAAGAAGUCUUCCAAGGCACAAGGAUGAAAGGGUGCGCCUUCCAUUGGUGCCAGGCCAUCUGGAGAAAGGUACAAGAGCUUGGCCUCCAGAGAGCGUACAACAACGACCACCGUGUGUACAGCUGGGUAAGGAGGCUCAUGGCGCUACCGUUUCUUCCACACAAGGCCAUUCAGCCGGCACUACGAGCACUGCAGAGCCGAGCGGCAGGAGCUCUGACUGACCUCGCAGACUACGUCCAGAAGACAUGGGUGGACAGCACCGUCUUCCCUCCACGUCGUUGGUCCGUGUACAUGCAAGCCAUCCGGACCAACAAUGACGUGGAGGGAUGGCACAGGCGCCUGAACUUAAAGGCAAGGAAGACGAACCUCCCUUUCUACCUGCUGGUAGACUUGUUGUUCCAAGAGAGCCAGGUCGUGAAGGCGCAGGUCAGGAUGAUAUACGAAGGGAGCCUACGCCAACACCGACGGUCACAGUACAGAAGCCUCCAGCAAAGGCUCUUUAAAGCAUGGCAGGAGUUCGACGUUGACAAACGCACGGCGAGGGAGUUACUGGCAGUAUGCUCCAGGCUGUAUGGGCCAACUAUUACCCAUGCAGCCAAGUCAGGCUGAUGAGGGGGCUUUCCCUGGGUACACAGAGUAGGUGAUGACAGGCAAACAGAUGUGAGUGCUUUGAUGUAUGUUGUAAGUAUUCUACUUAGUGAGUUUGCCCCUCUCUCAUGUACACAGAGUAGGUGAUGACAGGCAAACAGAUGUGAGUGCUUUGAUGUAUGUUGUAAGCAUUCUACUUAGUGAGUUUGCCCCUCUCUCAUGUACACAGAGUAGGUGAUGACAGGCAAACAGAUGUGAGUGCUUUGAUGUAUGUUGUAAGUAUUCUACUUAGUGAGUUUGCCCCUCUCUCAUGUACACAGAGUAGGUGAUGACAGGCAAACAGAUGUGAGUGCUUUGAUGUAUGUUGUAAGUAUUCUACUUAGUGAGUUUGCCCCUCUCUCAUGUACACAGAGUAGGUGAUGACAGGCAAACAGAUGUGAGUGCUUUGAUGUAUGUUGUAAGUAUUCUACUUAGUGAGUUUGCCCCUCUCUCAUGUACACAGAGUAGGUGAUGACAGGCAAACAGAUGUGAGUGCUUU
Branchiostoma floridae (Florida lancelet) is the source of this 1889-nucleotide messenger RNA. RefSeq lists its product as uncharacterized. The transcript is spliced from 2 exons. Lineage: Eukaryota; Metazoa; Chordata; Leptocardii; Amphioxiformes; Branchiostomatidae. Bases 278 to 1372 code for a protein of 364 amino acids. The record is from RefSeq and is a predicted model, not a curated record.